AUGGCGAUGUUUUCGUUCUACGACACCUGGGAAAGGAAAAAGUACUUUCACUACAAAUAUGCUCAAAGGCCUUUGAGCGACAGCGACGCAAGAUGGCAGCCACCACGGGCUCGGACAAUUUAUGAAAACCGAAUAUACAGCCUUAAAAUAGAAUGUGGACCUAAAUACCCAGAAGCACCCCCCUUUGUAAGAUUUGUAACAAAAAUUAAUAUGAAUGGAGUUAAUAGUUCUAAUGGAGUGGUGGACCCAAGAGCCAUAUCAGUGCUAGCAAAAUGGCAGAAUUCGUAUAGCAUCAAAGUUGUCCUGCAAGAGCUUCGGCGCCUAAUGAUGUCUAAAGAAAAUAUGAAACUCCCUCAGCCACCUGAAGGACAGUGUUACAGCAAUUAAUCAAAAAGAAAAA
Messenger RNA from Dama dama (fallow deer), 400 nucleotides. Its product is annotated as ubiquitin-conjugating enzyme E2 variant 1-like. NCBI's taxonomy places the organism in Eukaryota, Metazoa, Chordata, Mammalia, Artiodactyla, Cervidae. Gene Ontology annotation, cellular component: nucleus. The record is from RefSeq and is a predicted model, not a curated record. The coding region runs from base 1 to 387 and encodes 128 amino acids. The transcript has 3 exons. Gene Ontology annotation, biological process: protein K63-linked ubiquitination; DNA damage tolerance.